Quercus lobata is the source of this 1209-nucleotide messenger RNA. RefSeq names its product APS kinase (gene APK). Gene Ontology annotation, molecular function: ATP binding; adenylylsulfate kinase activity. Gene Ontology annotation, biological process: sulfate assimilation. Bases 38 to 925 code for a protein of 295 amino acids. NCBI's taxonomy places the organism in Eukaryota, Viridiplantae, Streptophyta, Magnoliopsida, Fagales, Fagaceae. The transcript has 7 exons. The record is from RefSeq and is a predicted model, not a curated record.
UUUUAUUUUAUUUUAUUUUGUUAUAACUGUAUGAGACAUGAUUGCUGCUGCUAUUGGAGGGAAACCAACAACGCCUACGCCAGGGCUUGUUGCGUCGACGGGGUCUGAAUUCUUGUCGUCGCUGCCAAAGCUAGGGAUCGUGUCUGUGCCCAAUGGCGCUUCCGUAAUUUACUUGAAAUCGAGGGGCAAUUUGCGAAUUCAGGCCGUCGAGGGGUCGAGAAAAACCGUCAAUGUGAACGAAAAAGUCGACGAUUUCGACGGCAAGUUCGACAAUGGCCACGCUGGGCAAAACCGAAGCCAGUUAUCUACGGUUGGAAAAUCGACCAACAUUAAGUGGCAGGAUUGUUCGGUUGGAAAAAUUGAUAGACAAAGAUUACUCAAACAGAAAGGUUGCGUUAUAUGGAUCACGGGUCUCAGCGGUUCAGGGAAGAGCACUGUGGCGUGUGCUUUGAGUCAGUUCUUGCAUCAUAGGGGUAAGAUGUGUUAUAUUCUUGAUGGGGACAAUGUGAGGCAUGGCCUGAAUCGUGACCUUGGUUUUAAAGCAGAAGAUCGUGCAGAGAACAUACGGAGGAUUGGGGAGGUAGCAAAGCUGUUUGCAGAUGCUGGAGUUAUUUGCAUUGCCAGUUUGAUUUCUCCCUACAGAAGGGAUCGGGAUGCAUGCCGUGCGCUAUUACCUGAUGGGGAUUUUAUUGAGGUUUUCAUGGAUGUGCCCCUCCAAGUUUGUGAGGCAAGAGACUCAAAGGGCCUCUAUAAGCUUGCACGUGCAGGAAAGAUCAAAGGCUUUACUGGGAUUGAUGACCCAUAUGAGCAGCCAUUAAACUGCGAGAUAGUAUUAGAACAUAAAGGAGGAGAUGGUGCUUCCCCAUGUGUAAUGGCUGAAAAAGUGGUUUCUUACCUGGAAGAGAAGGGGUACCUAGAGGCAUAACAAGAUGGUGGCUCUCCCAUCCUGGCUUUCUAAGUUUUUUUUUUUUACCAUACAACUGCAACAGAGGUUUGUUUGUAAUAGUGUCUGUUGCAUUAUUUUAUUGAUAAAUUAAUUAAUGCUAAGUUGCCAACCUCAUUCUUAUUCUUCCUUUUCUUCUUUUUUCCUUUAUUGAAUCAAUCUGGAAGUUUGUUUUCCUUUUUUGUACAUGAGUUUAAGCAAUAUGAUGUAAUUGCUUGUCCGAAACUUGUUGUCGUCAAUUAUUUAAGUAAUAGCUUUUCCACAUA